Molecule: messenger RNA, 276 nt
Organism: Ogataea philodendri
Lineage: Eukaryota; Fungi; Ascomycota; Pichiomycetes; Pichiales; Pichiaceae
Exons: 1
Coding region: 1-276 (91 amino acids)
Source: RefSeq, a predicted model, not a curated record
AUGCUCUACGGUCCUGGCUUGCUCCAAACUGUCAGUGAUGCACCGUUCAAGCUGCGACCAGACCUGGGCUGUGUCCUGAGUAACAACGGAAGAGUCUGUCGGAUGGUGGAGCACGGCAAUUUCGUGCUCGGACGUGCCAACAAGCACAUUUCUGUCGUUCAAGAUAGCAACACGGAUGGAAUUGGUGCCGAUAUCGAUUCCCACGAACCAGUCGGCGACAAAAGACAUGAAUUUACUGUCCAGAUAAACUUUUUGGUGCAAGGUGUCUUGACAUAA